Entrophospora sp. SA101 is the source of this 468-nucleotide messenger RNA. The record is from the annotation of a GenBank genome assembly. NCBI's taxonomy places the organism in Eukaryota, Fungi, Glomeromycota, Glomeromycetes, Entrophosporales, Entrophosporaceae.
AUGGAAAACAAUUCUUUAUCAACAAAAGAAAAAUAUGGAUUAUUACAAGCAGCAGUAAAAGCACAUAGUGAAUAUACUCGAGAUGCAUCAAAUGGAAAAGGUUGCGAUCGUCAUUUACUUGGUCUUAGGCUAUUGCUAAAAGAAGGUGAAUCUCAUCCAUUAUUCCAACAUCCUAUUUUUGCAAAAAGUCAAGAAUGGUUAUUGAGUACAAGUGGUUUAACCACUGGCACUAAAUUUAACGGCACUGGGUUUGGUUGUGUAUAUCCAAAUGAGUAUGAAUCACCAGAUUUCGACAAUGAUAAUGAACAACAAAACAAGGUUAUAUUAAACUUGAUGCAAGAAUUACAAGAACUUGGGCAACCACCACCAGAAAUUCUUCAAGACUUUGCACCAGAUUUAUCAUUCGAUGAAAAUGGAUUACCUAAUCUAUCUAAUGCAGAUUUACCUUCCAAUUGUAAACCAAUGUAA